Messenger RNA from Theobroma umbraticum, 3100 nucleotides. RefSeq names its product glycosyl hydrolase family 10 protein / carbohydrate-binding domain-containing protein. Lineage: Eukaryota; Viridiplantae; Streptophyta; Magnoliopsida; Malvales; Malvaceae. Gene Ontology annotation, biological process: carbohydrate metabolic process. Gene Ontology annotation, molecular function: hydrolase activity, hydrolyzing O-glycosyl compounds. The record is from RefSeq and is a predicted model, not a curated record.
UCGGAGGAACGACAAUUCGUCACUUGCCGGUCUAACAAUGGAAACAGAGGAGGUGUAAAGCCAGGGCAAACAGCAUGCAGAGGAACAAACAUUAACUCCAAAAAUGCAAAUGCUUCCGACUCAACUCCAUAUUGAAUUAUUUGAUUAAAACUCCACCAACGUUUUUAAACCUAUCUUCCAUAACUUUUUGCUCUGCUCCUGACUCAGCUUCAACAUUCUUUAAUGACGAUCUCUAGAUGUUUCUCCUCCCACCCCAUCUUCAUACUUCUGCAACAAAAGGAUAAAAUAGCAUAAAUUUUUAAAUUUUGGUAAAACUUUUUCCCCCUUUUUCUUACAUGCCUAUGGAGCCUUUCCAAACCCAGCAGCAGUUCACAUUCUGUCAUGGAGUUCUUCCUUUUCUCUCUUCCUUUUUGGCAUUGGGUUCUCUCUGUAGAUACUGUUUUUCUGCCAAAUAUACCGGCAUCGGACUCAGACCCUUCCUUGCCCCUCACCAAUCAGGUAUUACCCCACAUUUCUGUUAUGUUGAUGCUUUACGUCUUUGAUUGUUAUUAUUAGUUUUUUAUGUGAGGAAAAAGUCCGGGCAAAAUUAUGGAAUAAGUGAUACCUGCAUUACCAGAAUAGGAAGUUAAACUAAAAGUUUCCGUCCUAUAAUUGCUUGCUUAUUAUUUGACUGUUUAAUUUAGAAAUCAGCUAGCAAGUAAUUCUGACAAAUGGUUAAGAAAACCAUAAUGUAUAGAGCAAUGCCAAUUAAAAACAAAUCAUAAAGUCCUUAAUCAUUUCCAUCUUUAAGGUAUAAAAUCAUGUCGAUUACUCCAUACUCACAGGAGAAUCUUCAGAUAUUGCAUCCUUCUCUAUAUGUACUACUUAAGCUGAAGAAGUGAGAGAGUGAGAGAUUUAUGGCUGCUCCUUGCAUAUGUUUGUGGAUAUUGAUUUCUGAUACAUGUAUUUCUCUGUACGCACCAAUGGAAAUAAUAACAUCAUACUAAACCCUACAUUUGAGGAUGGCCUUGGUACUUGGUCUGGCAAGGGCUGCAAGAUUCUUUUGCAUGAGUCAAUGGAAGACGGAAAAGUCCUUCCAUUAUAUGGAAAGUUCUUUGGUUCUGCAACAAAUUGUAGGGAGAGUUGGAAUGGGAUUGAGUAGGAGAUCACGGGAAGAGAGCAACCAAAGCUUGCUUAUGAGGUUACUGCUGUCGGUCGGAUAUAUGGUGGGAAUGUCCCCAAUGCUGGUGUGCAGGCCACAUUAUGGGUCCAAAGCCCAGAUAUUCAUGAUCAGUACAUUAGAAUUGCAAUUUUACAGGCAACGGACAGAGACUGGGUGCAGUUGCAGGGGAAAUUCCUCCUUAAUGGUUCCCCUUUAAAAGCAAUUAUAUUUCUAGAAGGUCUUCCUCCUGGCACUGAUAUUCAUAUUAAUAGUUUGGUUGUUAAGCAUGCUGAGAAGGUUCCCCCUUCACUUUGACCAAUAAUGAAAGGUGAAGCUUUUGGAGUGAAUAUAAUUGAGAACAGCAAUCUUGAUGAUGGGAUUAAUGGAUGGUUUCCUCUUGGUGAUUGCACUUUAAGCAUGGGGAUUGGUUCACUGACUGAACUCCCUCCAAUGUCAAGGAACUCCCUUGGACUUCAUGAGCAUCCAAGUGGACGCUACAAACUUGUAACAAACCGGCCAGAAACUUGGAUGGGGCCUGCACAGAUGAUCAGUGGCAAACUGAAACUCUACUUGACAUAUCAAGUAUCUGCUUGGGUUAGAAUUGGUCCUGGAUCUACUAGUCCUCAGAUAGUCAAUGUUGCACUUGGUGUCAAUGGGAAUUUGGUCAAUGGAGGCCAGGUUGAGUUUAAUGAUGAAAGGUGGCAUGAAGUUGGUGGGUCCUUUAGAAUCGAGAAGAAACCAAAUAAUAUUAUGGUUUAUGUACAAGGUCCUGCUGCUGGUGUUGACUUAAUGGUUGCUGGACUUUGUAUUUUCCCCGUUGACAGAAGGGGAAGGUUGAAAUUUUUGAAAAAUCAAACUGAUAAGAUACGUAAACGUGAUGUCAUUUUAAGGUUCGCAAAAUCAGAAGUCAUCAAUGUCAGUGGUGGUUUUGUGAAUGUGAAACAGACACAAAACCGUUUUCCUUUUGGCUCAUGCAUAACAAGAAGAAGCAUAGACAAUGAAGACUUGGUUCGUUUUUGGGUAAAAUAUUUUAACUGGGUUGUGUUUGGAGAUGAAUUAAAGUGAUCCUGGACAGAACCGCAACAAGGUAACCAAGAUGCUGAUGAGCUCUCGGAAUUUUGUAAGAACAACUUGGAAAUUCGAGGUCACUGCAUCUUCUGGGAGGUGGAAUAUGCAAUACAGCCACGGGUCCAAUCACCUAACAAGAGUGGUUUGAUUACAGCCAUUGAAAACCGUCUGAUUCUCACACGUUACAAGGGAAAAUUUAGGCACUAUGAUGUAGAUAACGUGAUGCUGCAUGGAUCUUUCUAUAAAGAUCGACUGGGUAAAGAUAUCCAAGCAAACAUGUUCAAAACAUCCCAUCUACUAGACCCAUCCGCCAUCCUUUUCGUUAAUGAUUAUCACAUUAUGGAUGGAUCUGAUGUUAGAUCAUCACCAGAGGAAUACAUACGAAAAAUUCUUGAUCUGCAACAGCAAGGUGCUAGUGGGGGCAUUGGAAUUAAAGGACACAUGGACAGCCCAGUGGGGCCAACUGUUAGUUCUGCCCUCGAUAGGUUGGUUACGUUGGGUCUUCCAAUCCGGUUUACAGAGCUUGAUGUGUACUCCACCAAUGAGUUUGUUAGAGCAGAUGACCUGGAAGUAAUGCUGCGUGAAGCAUUUGCCCAGCCUGCAGUGGAAGGCGUAAUUCUAUGGGGAUUUUGGGAGUUGUACAUGUCCAGAGAAAAUGCACAUUUAGUGAAUGCAGAAGGUAAGAUCAAUGCUGCUGGUAAAAGGCAUCUUGCUCUUAAGAAAGAGUGGUUGACUCAUGCUCCUGGUCAUAUCGAUGCACAAGGUAGAUUUAGAUUUCGAGGCUUUUAUGGAACAUACAACAUAGAAAUCAGUUCCCCUAUCAAGAAAAUCAACAGGACCUUUGUUGUUGACAAGGGAGAAUUGCCUUUGGCGAUUAACAUUGACCUAUAG